Messenger RNA from Orbicella faveolata, 839 nucleotides. RefSeq names its product acyl-coenzyme A synthetase ACSM4, mitochondrial-like. Gene Ontology annotation, molecular function: fatty-acyl-CoA synthase activity; fatty acid ligase activity. The record is from RefSeq and is a predicted model, not a curated record. Gene Ontology annotation, cellular component: mitochondrial matrix. Gene Ontology annotation, biological process: acyl-CoA metabolic process; fatty acid biosynthetic process. NCBI's taxonomy places the organism in Eukaryota, Metazoa, Cnidaria, Anthozoa, Scleractinia, Merulinidae.
AUUGAACAAUCACAUUCAUAACUAGAAAUAUAACUUGGCUGGACAACACAACCAGCCGAAGGUGAUAUUGUUACUGGCUCUGCUAUAAAGAGAUUUGAUUCACAAAUGUAGUAUACUAAUAUCUUUGGUAUUUAAAUUAUUUUACGUCCUCACUCAAGGGUCCAAUGACCUGCACACCAAGGAAUGGGGAGCACCGAAUUGGUUCCGUGGGUCCAGCAUGCCAUGGCGUGGAUGUGGUAGUUAUUGAUGAUAACUACCAAGAACUGUCUCCAGGUAAAAUAGGAAAGAUUGCAGUCCGUGUGAAACCUUAUCGUCCUGCGGGAUUGUUUAGUCGUUAUGUGGAUGAUCCCGACAAAACAGCAGCUCGUUUUUCAGGAGACUUGUACAUCACAGGUGAUCUUGGCUAUAAAGACGAAGACGGUUACUUCUGGAUUGUAGGACGAACCGAUGACAUCAUAUUUGUUAACGGCGUCAACAUAAAUCCUUGUGAUGUUGAAGAAUGUCUGAUUUCACACCAAGCGGUUUUGGCGUGUGCUGUGGUCAGCAGUCCUGACCCACUUGGACAGGCGUCAGUGAAAGCAUUUGUCGUGUUGUCCAGUGAUUUUAAGAACAAAGAACCAAAUGAGAUGAUAAAGGAACUACAAGAUUACGUGACAAAGAAGACAGGAGCCUGGAUGAGCCCAAGGAAGAUAGAAUUUGUGGAUGCCUUUCCCACUACGCUAACAGGCAAGAUCAACCGAAACCAGCUUAAACAAAAGGAGUGGAACCAGUUUUAAUAUAUAGAUUUAGCCAGGCUACAUACAAUCUCGUUCCCAGAGUCAUCGUUCCCCUUGACCAGC